Molecule: messenger RNA, 282 nt
Organism: Staurois parvus
Lineage: Eukaryota; Metazoa; Chordata; Amphibia; Anura; Ranidae
Source: the annotation of a GenBank genome assembly
ACUUGCGCUUUGUGAUAGGUCCGACGGCUUCUGGGAUCUGUCAUGUGUCCCAGGUACCACCUUACCAUUCACAAAAUGCACCGCUUCUUGCGCAUGCGCACUUGGCACCCGGCUGUCAAGCCCAGCGCCCACACUACAGAAGCCGGGAAGACAGUGCGCCGCUGGAUAGAGGAACAGGUAAGGUCCCGCUGCAGAGCUGAGCGGCCGGCCCGAUAUUCUGACACUGCGGAGGUGGAAAUACCGGAUCGGCCGCUCCAUAUUCGCUCCAUAAGACGCACUGAC